CUUUUCUCUCCCAAACCAGCGGCCGCACAGCCGCUCCUCCUUACCCAUCCUCUCAGCUCUCGCGAUCUCUGUAUGGAUAUCGUUGCAGCCUCGCUGCCGGUCGACUAAUCGUUCUUCCGUCCAUCCGCCUCUCCUUGAGGCCAUCGCUCCUCUUUCUGCCUCUUGUGAUCUCGCAGGUAGGAGGCAUUGUUGCAAUAAAUGCCACCUCUUCGGCCUCCUCUGCCUCGAAUCCUCCUCAACAAUGUCUCUUGCAUGCGUAACGCACAGAUAAUCCUUAGACAUAUCAACGUUUCCGUCCAUGAUGGCACUGCCCUUGUGUUGACGGGUGCAAAUGGUUCUGGAAAGACAACCCUCCUUCGUAUGCUUGCUGGAUUCUCUCGCCCCUCGGGUGGGGAGAUCCUUUGGAAUGGACAUGACAUCACGUCUGCUGGAGUCUUCCAGCAGUACAAGCUGCAACUCAAUUGGUUAUCACUGAAAGAUGCCAUCAACGACAAGCUCUCUGUGUUGGAUAAUGUACAAUGGUUUGAAGUUCUCGAGGGGAAGUGUGGUAGAUCAUUGCCUGCCCUCGAAUUGAUGGGAAUAGGUAGGCUGGCAAAUGACAAGGCAAGGAUGCUUUCGAUGGGUCAGAGGAAGCGAUUGCAGUUGGCGAGAUUACUGGCACUUGACAGACCCAUUUGGCUGCUCGAUGAGCCAUCAGUUGCUUUGGACGAUGAAGGUGUCCGUUUGUUGGAGUAUAUAAUAGCCGAACACAGGAAGAAAGGUGGGAUUGUGUUUGUGGCAACCCAUCUGCCUAUCCAGAUCGAAGAUGCAAUGUCGCUUCGUCUUCCACCAAGAUUCCCGAGGAGGAUGACUUUCUUCGAUAUGGUCUGAUGAAUGUAAAACUUAUGUAUGUUUAUUUAGACUGAAUAAACAAUGGAAGGCAUAAACAUGUGUGUUAUGAUCGACUCAUCUCAUAACCUGGCUCACUGUCUUCAUCAGCCAUGCUACUGAUCAAACAGGCAAAUUCUCAUGAAACAGGGGAAUUGAGGUUUUCUUAGACCUGA
Messenger RNA from Zingiber officinale, 1043 nucleotides. RefSeq names its product ABC transporter I family member 1-like. Gene Ontology annotation, molecular function: ATP binding; transmembrane transporter activity; ATP hydrolysis activity. The record is from RefSeq and is a predicted model, not a curated record. The transcript is spliced from 2 exons. NCBI's taxonomy places the organism in Eukaryota, Viridiplantae, Streptophyta, Magnoliopsida, Zingiberales, Zingiberaceae. Bases 199 to 870 code for a protein of 223 amino acids. Gene Ontology annotation, biological process: cytochrome complex assembly.